AUGAAAAUUUCUCAAAUGGGGAGUUCAAGAACUUUGUUGGUAGUUCUAUUCGUCUUUCUAACAGCAUUUGAUCUUAGGCCAGUUGAUGCCAACUUCAUCAAAAGCAUGCAUUUCUACUGGGGAGCUCAGCAUUCUGCAGUUCUGGGCAACGGAGAUGAGCUUCAACUUGUAUUGGAUCAAACAUCAGGGUCAGGUAUUCAAUCAAAGCGGUUAUUCCUGUUUGGAAGCAUUCAGAUGUUAAUCAAGUUGGUACCUGGGAACUCAGCUGGAACCGUCACUGCCUACUAUGUAUCUUCUAGUGGGGACAGACAUGAUGAGAUAGACUUCGAGUUCUUAGGGAAUGUCUCAGGCCAACCAUACAUCAUCCAUACAAACAUCUAUACUCAAGGAAAUGGAAGCAGGGAGCAGCAAUUCUACCCCUGGUUUGACCCAACUGCAGACUUCCACAACUACACUAUUCAUUGGAACCCUUCAGAAGUUGUGUGGUAUGUUGACAGUGUGCCGAUCCGUGUGUUCCGUAAUUACGAGAGUGAGGGCAUUGCUUAUCCAAACAAACAAGGUAUGAGGGCAUACUCCAGCCUAUGGAAUGCUGAUAACUGGGCAACUAGAGGUGGGCUGGUUAAGAUUGAUUGGAAUAGUGCACCUUUCAUAGCAAGAUACCGCACAUUUAGGGCAAGGGCUUGCAGGUGGAAUGGACCAGUCAGUAUCAGUCAAUGUGCUUCCAAUACACCUGCUAACUGGUGGACAUCACCAACAUACAGUCAGUUGAGUUAUGCAAAGCAGGGUCAGAUGAAGUGGGUAAGAGACAACUACAUGAUCUACGAUUACUGCAAGGAUUUUAAAAGGUUCAAUGGACAGAUACCACCAGAAUGUUUUAAACCAGAGUUCUAAAAUGAAGGAACCUAGUUCGAGAAGAAGACGAAUGAAGCAGCAAGAGUUUUUCUCCCACU
Molecule: messenger RNA, 950 nt
Organism: Hevea brasiliensis (rubber tree)
Lineage: Eukaryota; Viridiplantae; Streptophyta; Magnoliopsida; Malpighiales; Euphorbiaceae
Product: probable xyloglucan endotransglucosylase/hydrolase protein 26
Exons: 4
Coding region: 1-891 (296 amino acids)
Biological process (GO): xyloglucan metabolic process; cell wall biogenesis
Cellular component (GO): apoplast; cell wall
Molecular function (GO): xyloglucan:xyloglucosyl transferase activity; hydrolase activity, hydrolyzing O-glycosyl compounds
Source: RefSeq, a predicted model, not a curated record